Messenger RNA from Phytophthora sojae, 1275 nucleotides. RefSeq lists its product as hypothetical. The transcript has 2 exons. The coding region runs from base 1 to 1275 and encodes 424 amino acids. NCBI's taxonomy places the organism in Eukaryota, Oomycota, Peronosporomycetes, Peronosporales, Peronosporaceae. The record is from RefSeq and is a predicted model, not a curated record.
AUGAAAUUAAAAAAUAUUAUCACUCGUGAUAUCAGAAUGGGAAGCGAGCAUGAUAAUUUGUCUGACACUACAGUAAAUCUAUACACCAGACAACUGAUCAAGCUUUACAAGGCCGGCGUUGCGAAACAACAAUGGUCACCAGAUGAAUUCAUUUCCAAUAUUCAUUAUCCAACGAAAUACGACGAUGCCUCUUUUCAAAAGACGUUCAAGGUUCAGAACUCGAGCAUCAUUGCGCUUCUGAUGAGCAUCUAUACAAGCAAAGAGAGUCUCAUACUAACACUGAACGCCAUGUGCAAAAUGGUUAAAAACAGAUUCCGCGAUGCAUUCGGAUAUUACAAUGCGAUCCGAAAGGAAUCCGCAAAGCUAGACAACGAACUGACGCCAGAGGAAGAGAAGAAGUACAUCAGCUAUGAAGAGCUAAUGUCCGUCCCUGGUAAAGUUCAUAAGGUGCUCACUGAAACGUACGGCAAAGUAUUUCUAUCUCGAUCCGAGUUUGAGGAGCUGGCCAACGCUAAGAGGACUGAGUACUUGAAACUCGUGUUUGAUUACAUCACACUGUGGUUGAACGUGCAUUAUCCACUUCGUUUGGUAUGGCCGAGCGUUCUUCUCGCUCCUGAGGAGGGAGCUAUAAGCGAUCAGAGAUCGCCGGAUACCUCUGGUAUCAAUUACCUUCAAGGUAACACGUUACAUUUGAACGAUUUUAAGAACGUUCGACUAAUGGGACCGCAAACGAUUCAGUUAGAUAGUACGACGAUGAGCUUGAUCAAGUCAUAUCUCGACUUCUUGACUAAUACGCUUGGAGAGCAGCCUAGUAAGCUACUAUGGCGCAUUUUCAAUCGACAGCCAGGUGAGUACGAUUACACAACUUCAAGCAACAGCUUUAGUCAAGUUCUAUCAAAGCUCUUCAUGAAGUACAACGGAAAGCCGAUGUCAAUGAAUAUGAUCCGACACAUUGCUGAGUCUCAUUUGAUCCAAUCACCAACAUAUGCGAAACUCACCAAUCGCGAGAAGAAUGAUCUACAUGCUAAACUACUUCAUAGCACCAUGGCUGCUAACACGAGCUACAACAAGAUCGCAAACCGAGCGAAUGCUCCCGAAGUAUCAUUUGAACCAGACAUUGCUGACACAACGCCAGAGCCCGUUGCAAAACCUCCUGCAAAGCCCGCUGCAAUGCCCGUGAGCAGACCUAAAGACCGUCGGGAGCGCAUAUUCCAUGGCGCCUUCACACCUACUGGCAGCGACAAGACGCUCGAGAUUGACAUCUUUGAGAAAUAA